Molecule: messenger RNA, 2865 nt
Organism: Ceutorhynchus assimilis (cabbage seed weevil)
Lineage: Eukaryota; Metazoa; Arthropoda; Insecta; Coleoptera; Curculionidae
Source: the annotation of a GenBank genome assembly
GGAAACGCCAUUAUAUUAGACAAAGAAAGAAAACGGAUCGAUUUCUGUUUUCACGCUUGACACUUGACACUCCGCCCAAAUUGAAAAUUAGCUACAUGCCUUCUUGGCUUGCAUGAAGAAAGUUCCUCCAAAUUCUAGAAUCUAGUGGCAACAAAAAGGCAAGGCAGUUUGUAAGCAUUGCAUGCAAAAAUGGCAAAUAAAGUCGAAGAAUUGAAAAAAGACAUAGCCGAGAUUGAAAACUUGGAAACUCAUGCCAUAAGACAAAAGGUAAAAGCCAUCCUGAGUAUUGAGAAAAGGAAGCUUAUUUCCGAAGUAAUGAGACUGGAAGAGAAGGAAGUUAGCGUUGUGGUGCCUGUAGACCAACCAAAGCUUCCUAUCAAAACAACGAACAUUCCUUAUGAGGUUAAAUUAACGAACUAUGCUUGGGAUCAAAGUCAAAAAUUCGUCAAAUUCUACAUUACUUUGCCCAAAGUGAACACGGUCCCCGCUGAGAAUGUUCAAUGUGAUUUCCAAGAGAAGACUUUGGAGUUGAAGGUGAAAAAUUUGGAAAACAAGGACUACGUUUUUAAGGUUACCCAACUCCUUUACGCUAUUGAACCAGCAAACAGUACAUAUAAGGUCAAAAAUGAUCUGAUUCUGAUAAAUGCAGCUAAAAAAGAAGACAUCCAUUGGUCUCACGUAACUGAAUGGGAAAAGAAAGCCAGCGAUAAGAAAAUGCCCAGCUUUGAUAAUGAUGACAAAUCGGAUCCUUCCGCUAGUUUGAUGAGCAUUAUGAGAAACAUGUACGAGACUGGGGACGACGAAAUGAAGCGUACAAUAGCAAAAGCCUGGACGGAAAGUCAAGAUAAAGGAAAAGGACCAGCAUUUUAAUUAUACUUUUUAAAAUUAAAUCUUGAUGUUUGCAUAUCGUACUCAGUCUGGGAAACGCCACAAAAAAUAUUUAAGUAGAUUAUGAUACGAUGUAGAAAACUGUGAGUUUUUAUUUUUAAGUUUUCCAAGUGAUUUUAGGUAAGUUAUGAUGCCGUUUUUCAGUAGAAUCCAUGUUCUAAGAAUUGUAGAAUAGGUUCAAGUAUAACGCAUAUAGCAAAAGCCAAUAAGCAAUAAUCUGAUAGGUCGGUUGAAAUCAAUCAAUUUCAAGCGGAGAGUGAUAUAGCUGUUAAAUUAAAAAUAAGAGUUAAAUGCAUGUGUGAUUAGUUCUGGCGUUUCCCAGGCUUAAUUUAAUGGCCCAGUUAUAUUAGGUGAUUGAAGAAAUCAUGAGUCCAAUUGAAUGCAAAGAAGCUGGAUUUUUACAUACAGCUUUGGUUUGGCACUACAAAGUCUCAUUAUUGCAGUUGCAAUUUUAGUACAAUUGAAGAUUAAACAGUGUCUAAGUUAAGCUCAACUGGUACUUGACUCUCAAUGUUUAAUAAUAAUAAAAAAAUACAGAAUAAUUUCCGAGACAAAAUCGAAAAUUUCCAAAUAUUUUUUUUUUUUUUGGGCCUACUUGAUUAGUCCUUAGCAUGUAUCAAUCCAACUUACUCAUUGUGACUAAAUACUAAAUAAGCUGUACCUACCUGUGGGUUAACAGUUGUUAGGUGAAUUAGACUAUCAUUUCCGGGAUUCCUGUGAUUUCUGUAACAAUAACGUAAUAUGUCUGCACUGCAAACAAAUGGAUCAUCUGCUCUCAAUGACUCUUCAACAUAAUUUGACAGCUAGAGGUUGAUGCGAUAGUCCUCAACUAUGAAACAGUUGAAGCAAAAUAUCUAGAUUAGCUUUUAAUGUGUUAAGAGAUAUUCUAUUAUAUUCUUGAAUAAAGCCAUAAAAUUAGGUGGUUCUCUCUUCUCAAUGCAAUAGCAAAUAUCAUUUUGGCUUUCCACAAUUCGUACUAGGCUUUAUGUAUUUCACAAUAAGCUGUCAUUAUUUAGAAAAAAAUUGAAAGAAUAUGAACCCAAAUGGCUAUCCUUGGUGCUCAAAAACUGUUCCAACAAGUAAGACUUUAUCCAAAGCAACAUAGCCUUAACUUAGCUCUCUAUAAUCUGUUUAAAUGCUUUGAAGAAAUCAGUAUAUUAUUAUUAUGAUGUACAAUACAUUCACUUAGGAAGUUAAUAAUUCAUAGGGUCACAACAAAUUGUUGUUCCGAUGGUAGACUACUAAAUUAUCCGUCCAUAAAUGUACGUUAUUCAAUAUCUGUUUCUCCAGCUGUUUUGCCAUCAUUGAUCUCGCAAUAUAGAGAUUGAAAGUGUCCUGAUCACGAGUUGGAUUCUGCUGCUAUUUUUAUAGUUUUGCUACCAAUUUGAGAUUUAUUUUUAAGUUAAUGGAGUUUUUGGGCAUAUUAUUUAAUAACUGAAAUUGUCAACGUGAUACAGCUUUCUUAAUAAGAUUAUGUCUUUACAACAAUAAAGCUUAUUUUGAUUUGAUAUGCUAGUAUCCAGUUCAAUUGGAUUUUUUCAGCAACCUAAUAUAAUUGGGCUAUAAGGAAAAAAAAUAAUACUGAUAUAAAUAAUGCACUUUCUUUCUCUCUUCCUAUAAAAUAAAUAGCAAUAAUAAGAAGCAUCGAAUUUAUAAUAAUAAUAUUUAAAACUUGACCAAUAGAUGUGUCUGUUUAUUAUAUUUACUGUUUAUCACUAAAAAGAAAAUUGGCCUCUGAUAACAUCUUUAACAACACUACAAGCAAAUAUGUAUUUAAGGUGUAAUGGCUAUAUUUUGACUUGUUUUUUGUACCAAUAAUAAUUAUAUCAGUAUUAUUUAAAUGAAUCAUAUUUAACAGUAAACUUCCUGUUUAAACACCAAUUCUAUAGAUGUUAACUAAAAUAUAAUAUUAUUAAAUAUUUUUCUAGCAAGGUAUAUUUAAGUUCCCUUGAAAAUUUAUUAUAAAUGUAUAGAAUA